AUGGACUCGAUGAUGGAGCGGGAUUCGGCCAUGGCGUCGUUUGCGUUUCGUGGCUCUCGUGAACCUGUCACGCUGUUGGAGGACUCUUUCUUCCGCGUGCGGCAGUUAGUACCGUCGUUGGUUCCUGCCGUAGUUGAUGCGCUGCGUGCUGAUCCUUACGUGUCGCCCAGCACGGGUGGUAUCGAUAGCGACACGGAAUAUGCUUAUUGUGCAACUACGCAGAAGUGUCAUGUAUGGCGUGCCACAAGUGCAGCUCCCACUUGCUUUGUAUUUCCUGUUCCGAGUAGCUCAUCCGGCGAGAGCUCACCGCCACAUUGUGUUCUUCUGCCUCGCCCAUUAAACGCAAGUGCUGAGCCUGCUGUACUCUUGUGCACAAGCGAUGGUCAGCUGUGCUUUUGGAACGCUGUUAGUGAUGCUUUUACUAUUGAUUCCAACACGAGUUUGGAUGUGUGCGUGCCGCUACAAACGAAUGAACGGAUAACAACCGCAGCUCGCGUUGACAGUAGUCAGGCUUUGCUCGGUACGUCACAUGCACGCCUAUUUAGUGUGCGAGUUUUCAUGCACCGUGGAGAGUACCAGGUGGUGCCAACGGUUUUGAGCGAGUCGCGCGGCCUGCUGGGCCGAUGGUUUGGUGGCAACAGCCACCCGAUUGGAGGUACAGGUACAGAGUGCGCUAUUUCCUCCCUGGUAGUCGGCCCCGCUGGGACAGAUAUGCACUGUCUUGUGCUGGCUGUUAGUGCGCGACAUGUUCAGUUUUGGUGCGUGCCUAUGGCUAUGGGUUCGACUGUACCGGGCACCCCUCGGCUUGUGAACGCAGAUAUGGGAAUCCACCGUACUCUUGCCAGUCGUAUCCUGUAUGCACGUGGCCAACGCUACAGCGCGGCUGAUGCUAUGAGCAUCGAAAUACUUGAUGCAGCAUUUGUUCUGAAUGAGGAAGAGUUUGUGGUGCUCUAUGUGGACCGCAGUGUUCCCUCUACGACGUCUUAUGGUCUCGCACUCAUUGACGUACCCAAAGAACCUGGCACUUCCCUGACUCCUCGUCAGAUAAUCCCCCUGCGUUUCCAGGGCGCAAAUGAUCCUCGACCAGGAGCACGUCCUCGUUUGCACGUUGCAGGCACACAGCCAUCGGUGGCCUUCAUCUCCUUUGGCCGCGCGGUUAUCGUUCAACUCUUGAGCGAUCCGUGUGGUUCUGAUGAGAUACUUCAGCUGCGGCAUGGCGCGGAUCAUAUUCUGGGCUCUUGUGUAGCUGUAUCAGAUUCUGAUGCACGCUGGAAAGCCCUCACUGCGACGAGCGGUAUCUGGAUGGUGGAUUUCCAUGUGCCCUAUGCACAGCAGCAGGCUAUUGAGUACGUGUCUUCAUCGCAUGGCUUGGAGAGACUAACAGCAGUGAACAACCAACAUCUGCUUGCGCGCUGGACGCGCAGACUCGCCACUUGCAAGAGCGCAUCGAGAGCGCGGUUUGGUUCUAUGAUGCUUCACACCCACUCCAACUAG
This is a messenger RNA of Malassezia globosa CBS 7966, 1494 nucleotides long. RefSeq lists its product as uncharacterized. NCBI's taxonomy places the organism in Eukaryota, Fungi, Basidiomycota, Malasseziomycetes, Malasseziales, Malasseziaceae. Gene Ontology annotation, molecular function: structural constituent of nuclear pore; protein binding. Gene Ontology annotation, biological process: protein import into nucleus; transcription-dependent tethering of RNA polymerase II gene DNA at nuclear periphery; poly(A)+ mRNA export from nucleus. The coding region runs from base 1 to 1494 and encodes 497 amino acids. The transcript has a single exon. The record is from RefSeq and is a predicted model, not a curated record. Gene Ontology annotation, cellular component: nuclear pore outer ring.